AUGCGCAGGGCAUUAAACCCGCGGCUGUUCCGUGAUGCAGCUCCCGCACCUCACAUCACGGACUCUCCCUUAAGCUCCGACCCCCAGCAGACCCCCACCAUGCAGGUGUCACUGGUGUGUACGGAUCACCGCGGGGGGGUGAGCCGGACCACGGAGGACCGGCUGAACCGGCAGAACGCCAGCAGCCCAAGCACCGGGACCCGCAGCAAGUUCAAGGCCGUGGCUAUGGUGGCGCGAAGCCUGGGUCAGCUGUCCGUGCAGAGCGUGCCCUCCUCCAGCGAGCAGAGCAUGAAGACCGGCAUGAAAUACCGGUACAAGCACUCACGCUAA
Messenger RNA from Knipowitschia caucasica, 330 nucleotides. NCBI's taxonomy places the organism in Eukaryota, Metazoa, Chordata, Actinopteri, Gobiiformes, Gobiidae. The record is from the annotation of a GenBank genome assembly.